AUGUAUCCUUCCUGGUCCAAGGUCGCUCUGGCAGGUCUCGUUGCCUCAGCUUCAGCCCAGACAUACAGCGAGUGCAACCCUAUGAAGAAGACAUGCGAUCCUAACGCUGGACUUGCUGCUUCUUCAUACACGAUCGAUUUCACCAAGGGCGCUGACGACGACAACUGGAAGAAUGUUGGCCAUGGCGAUGUCGAAUACACCUCCGAGGGUGCUGAGUUCUCUGUCUCCAAGAAGAACACCUCGCCGACGAUCCAGAGCAACUGGUACAUGUUCUUUGGCCGCUUGGAGGUUCACAUGAAGGCCGCGCCUGGCCAGGGUAUUGUCUCGUCUAUCGUGUUUCUUUCAGAUGUUCUCGACGAGGUGGACUGGGAGUUUCUCGGUGGCCGGGACGCAGAGGUUCAGACCAACUACUACGGCAAAGCGAGCACCGACAACACACAGAGCAUGACCUUCGCAGCCCCCAACAACCAAGCCGAGUUCCACAACUACACCGUCCACUGGACCCCAGAGUCCAUCGAGUGGUACGUCAACGACGUUGCUGUCCGAACACUCAAGUACUCCGAUGCCGACGGUGGAGAGACCUUCCCCCAGACUCCCAUGCGUGUCAAGCUUGGUAUCUGGGCCGGCGGUGACCCUGAUAAUGCGGAAGGCACGAUCGAAUGGGCGGGCGGGGAGACAGACUACGAUGGUGUUCCUUACACAAUGACAGUCCAGAAGAUCAAGAUCGAGAACCUCAACCCUGCCGAGAGCUACACCUACAGCGACGACUCAGGAUCCUACAAGAGCAUUAAAUUCGACAAGAAGGACAACGGAGGCAGCAGCGACGACGAUGAAGAUGACGAUGAUGAGGAGUCAUCAACAUCUUCCGAGGCUGCUUCUAAGACUGCCUCAUCAACCGCCAGCGAGACAACCAUGCAGACCGCUACCAAGACCGACUCCAGCUCCGACUCCGAGUCAGCAACCGCAUCUUCUGACGAGGCCAGCGAGACAGACUUCAAGAACAACAAGGCUGCCGAGUCAACUGGCGCGAGUGCUACAUCCACAGAGACCAGUGCUUCGGCUACUGCUACCGAGACAAACGGCGCUGCUGGAAACUGGCCCAAGAUGUGGCUGGGUCUGGCUGCUAUUUGUGCUGCUAUGGUCAUGAUGUAG
Fusarium sp. VM40 is the source of this 1152-nucleotide messenger RNA. The record is from the annotation of a GenBank genome assembly. Lineage: Eukaryota; Fungi; Ascomycota; Sordariomycetes; Hypocreales; Nectriaceae.